This is a messenger RNA of Vidua chalybeata, 3688 nucleotides long. RefSeq names its product arginine and serine rich coiled-coil 1 (gene RSRC1). Gene Ontology annotation, biological process: alternative mRNA splicing, via spliceosome. The transcript has 12 exons. The coding region runs from base 1 to 1401 and encodes 466 amino acids. Gene Ontology annotation, cellular component: nucleus; cytoplasm. NCBI's taxonomy places the organism in Eukaryota, Metazoa, Chordata, Aves, Passeriformes, Viduidae. The record is from RefSeq and is a predicted model, not a curated record.
AUGACUGCACAUAACGGAGCGCUCAUUUACCGGGGCUCCUUCGGUACCCGGCGUGCCGUCGGGGUUUAUCCCGAGCCGGUCACACGCGCCCCUGUCGCGACAGGCGGCGAGUCCCGGUCCGGUCGCGCCGCCCGGGAGCCGCUCCCGCGGGGCGUUUUCGAUCCCCGGGGCACCGGGCACCGGUGGGGUUCGCGGGACCCCGGCCCGACCCCGGCCCGACCCCCGCCCGUCCCGCGUGGGCGCUCGCCGGCGCGCCGCAUCGAUGGCUCGGCGCUCGCUGUGGCCGCCUGGCCGCGCUCGGCGGUGGAUUGGCGCUGCCUGCCCGCCGCCCCGGAAGGCGCUGGGCUCGAACCGGGGCCGCGGCGGCUCCGCCAGGCGCUCCCCGGUGCAUCAGGAGGCGCUGCCCAAAGGUCGGAGAUGGGCCGGCGCUCCUCGGACACGGAGGAGGAGGGCAGGAGCCGGAGGAAGAAGAAGCACCGGCGGCGCUCCUCCUCCAGCAGCUCCUCGGACAGCCGCGCCCACAGCCGCAAAAAGUCGGGCCGCAAAUCCAGGUCCAGGUCGCGCUCCCGGGAUCUCCCGUCCUGGUCCCAUUCCUAUGAGAAAAGGCGCAGACACAGAUCCAGCAGCAGCUCUUCCUACGGCUCCAGGAGGAAGCGCAGCCGCUCCAGGGGCAGAGGCAAAUCCUACAGGUCCCAAAGGUCCAGGUCAAAGAGCAGAACCAGGAGGUCGCGCUCGCGGGCCCGGCAGCGAUCCUACAGCCGCAGCAGCGAGAGGUCCGGCCAGCGGAGAACGCCCAGCGCCUCCCGGGAGCGCCGCAGGGGCCGCGACAAGGACAGGGACAAGGCCAAGGACAAGGGCAAAGGGAAGGAGAAAGAAGCUCACGGCGCCAAGGCCGGGGACUCUGCAAACAUCAAAGCUGGAUUAGAACAUCUGACUCCUGCUGAACAGGCCAAGGCCAGGCUGCAGCUGGUUCUGGAGGCAGCUGCCAAAGCAGAUGAAGCGUUGAAGGCCAAGGAGAGAAGUGAAGAAGAAGCCAAGAGAAGAAAGGAAGAAGACCAAGCCACCCUCCUGGACCAGGUGAAGCGAGUGAAGGAAAUCGAAGCCAUCGAAAGCGACGCCUUCGUCCCACAGACCUUCAGGUCCAGCAAAGAAGUCAAAAAGUCAGCAGAACCUCCUGAGCUCCAGCAGGAGCCUGUGAAUGUGGGAGCAGGAGCCACUGAGGCAGCUGCUGCUGAGAAAGAGCCUCCAGCUGCCAACAUCCCCACUGCCAUCAAGUACCAGGAUGACAAUUCCUUAGCUCAUCCAAAUCUGUUCAUGGAGAAGGCAGAGGCUGAGGAGAAGUGGUUCCAGAGGCUGGUUGCUCUGCGCCAGGAGCGGCUGAUGGGGAGCCCCGUGGCCUGAGAGCUGCCAGGACCAUCCCAGGCCACUUCCACACGGAGCUCCUACACUCAGCUCUUCUUUUUGUCUCUCAGAGGAGAUCUGGAUGAGCUGGGCAGGCAGGGAGGGUUUCACUGGGUAACCAGGAAUGUCCUGCCCUGCUCCACCUGGAUAACCAGGAUGUUCUGUCCUGGUUCUCCUGAAUAACCAGGAAUGUUCUCUCCUGCUCCACCUGGAUAACCAGGAUGUUCUGUCCUGGUUCCCCUGGAUAACCAGGAAUGUUCUCUCCUGGUUCCCCUGGAUAACCAGGAAUGUUCUCUCCUGGUUCUCCUGAAUAACCAGGAAUGUUCUCUCCUGCUCCACCUGGAUAACCAGAAUGUUCUCUCCUGCUCCACCUGGAUAACCAGGAUGUUCUGUCCUGGUUCUCCUGAAUAACCAGGAAUGUUCUCUCCUGGUUCUUCUGAAUAACCAGGAAUGUUCUCUCCUGGUUCCCCUGGAUAACCAGGAAUGUUCUCUCCUGCUCCACCUGGAUAACCAGGAAUGUCCUGCCCUGUUCCACCUGGAUAACCAGGAAUGUUCUCUCCUGGUUCCCCUGGAUAACCAGGAAUGUUCUCUCCUGCUCCACCUGGAUAACCAGGAAUGUCCUGCCCUGCUCCACCUGGAUAACCAGGAUGUUCUGUCCUGCUCCACCUGGAUAACCAGGAUGUUCUGUCCUGCUCCACCUGGAUAACCAGGAAUGUCCUGCCCUGCUCCACCUGGAUAACCAGGAAUGUUCUCUCCUGCUCCACCUGGAUAACCAGGAAUGUUCUCUCCUGGUUCCCCUGGAUAACCAGGAUGUUCUCUCCUGUUCCACCUGGAUAACCAGGAAUGUUCUCUCCUGGUUCCCCUGGAUAACCAGGAUGUUCUCUCUUGCUCCACCUGGAUAACCAGGAAUGUUCUGUCCUGCUCCACCUGGACAAUCAGGAGUGUUCUCUCCUGGUUCUCCUGAAUAACCAGGAAUGUUCUCUCCUGGUUCUCCUGAAUAACCAGGAAUGUUCUCUCCUGGUUCUCCUGGAUAACCAGGAAUGUUCUCUCCUGCUCCACCUGGAUAACCAGGAAUGUUCUCUCCUGGUUCCCCUGGAUAACCAGGAAUGUCCUGCCCUGUUCCACCUGGAUAACCAGGAAUGUUCUCUCCUGGUUCUCCUGGAUAACCAGGAAUGUUCUCUCCUGGUUCCCCUGGAUAACCAGGAAUGUCCUAUCCUGGUUCCCUCUAAGCUCAGUGCUGGAGAUGGGCAGGGCAGCACAGCCAGGGGCAUUUCCUUCUUUUUGGAGGGAAUUCCUCGGGUGAAGAACACCUGGCAGCCCAUGAAAUAUCAUUUUAUCCCUCCCAGUCCAGAAAAUUGUAUGGAGCCAGGUAGGAGCUGGGAGAUGAGUGGGAACUGAGGCUCAGGGCUGGGACAGUGAGGGAUGGGUGGAACCAUCCCUGUUAUCCCUUCCUCCUGUGGAAUCCUGGACAUCUGGGCAGGCUCCUGGCUGAGGGAAUCCUCUCCCUGGAUGUGUUCAUCCAUCUGCUCCCAGCUCCUCACUCUGGGAGGGAAAUGCUCCACGUUUCCUUGAGCAGCAACUCCAAAUGGGGAAUUUUAUCAACCUCAUCAUUCCUGUAAUUACCAAAUUAUGGAAUUGGCACACAGCUGCUUCUGGGCAGUGGCUGUUCCCAGCCCAUGGAGCUCCCUUGGGCCAGGUGGGACUUCCAAAUAAUCAAAAUUCAGUGUGAACAUCUGAAUUUAACCUGGAUAAACUUCCACAAAAAUCUGCCCGUCACCCACCUAAGUGCAGGAAAUCAACCAAAUCAAAUAAAUAAAAUACAAAAGUAUUUCUUCAGCAAGGCUGGGAGGAAAUUGUCACAUCAGGAGAGGAGAAAACUGAGCCCACCUGUGGAUGUGCUCCCUGGAGCUGCCCUGCAUCAGCAUUCCCUUGGGAAGCUGCUUUUUGGGAUUGUUUCUCCUGGUUCUCAGAUCUGUGGUGAUACAGAAUGGAGACUCACUCUGCAAAUGGACUUGGGUUGUUUUAUUUUUUUAUUUUAGAUCCUGGAUGUAAAAGGAAAAUGUAUUGAAUUUGCAUUCUGACACAUUUUUACUUCCUUUAUGAAGUGUUUGAUUUUAUCCUGCAUCAAAAUAUUCCAAGAUCUUGUCUGCAGGAAAAAGUGGGGAAAAAAUUGCUUCCCUUGUUUCAGUUCAGCAUUUUCAAAUGGUAAAAUUUGUCAUUGCUGCAUUUUCUCAUCACCUUUUCUGUUUCUUUUGUAGAAAAUAAAAACUGCUUGAUGUCCAUGGAA